AUGGCGAAACCUAAAGAAAAAAAGAUGCCAUCUUGGAAAGAUAUUACAGCUACUUUUGCUGCGGAUUCAACAAUACACGGUGUCAACAAAAUGGGUGCCAGGAACUUAUAUCCAGGAAGGAGAUUAUUAUGGCUGUUGCUAGUGCUGGCGGCAGUAUCAACACUAUCUGUCCUUCUUUAUCUGGAUCUGAUUCAUUACUAUGACCGACCAACGCUGAUCAAAGAAGUCUUCAGGUCCGCAAACGAAGGCGAUUUCCCGGCAGUGACCAUCUGUCCUUUGAAAGCAUUUCAAGGAAGGAUCGAGGAUCUCGAAGUUCUGCCCUACGCCCAAGACAUACUGCACGAGAUAAUGCAUGUAGAUUCCUAUUUGGCAGCAUCAGCCCUGACCCAUGUCCACCUGAAGUCGCAAGAGCCACCACCAACGAAUAUUUCCAGCUGGUACAGCGAUCCGAUCUCAGGGCAAGCUAUGGUCAACUGGACGAUGUCCAGCAAAGUCCUGACGCCGAUUGCCUGUCCCAGGUUCAAAGGCAUGCACGUCAUGGCCCUGCCUUGCUGUGGAGACAUCCUGGAGAAGGUCCUCACGGAGAUAGGAUCCUGCUACACGAUGAACAUGACUAAAGUGGCCAAACAUCGUUACCAUUCAGCAAAGAACAGGCGUCUGGUGAUAGUCUUCUCGCUCAAGUUGGAGGAUGAUCUUAAAAUCUUUUCAGCAAAUGGGAUACAGGUUAUAAUCCACGACCAGAGAGAGCCGCCAUUACCAACAAUGAGAGGAGAUUUUGUAGCAUUAAACACUGUCACCACAUUCCGAGUGGAAAAAACCCAGGACAGCCAUUCCCCAGCACGAUACACCCUCCCUACUUCAUCUGUAGGACUGCCAUUCCCCAGCACGAUACACCCGCCCUACUUCGUCUGCAGGACUGCCAUUCCCCAGCACGAUACUCCCUCCCUACUUCAUCUGCAGGACUGCCAUUCUGCAGGACUGCCAUUCCCCAGCACGAUACACCCUCCCUACUUCGUCUGUAGGACUGCCAUUCCCCAGCACGAUACACCCUCCCUACUUCGUCUGUAG
Molecule: messenger RNA, 1068 nt
Organism: Gigantopelta aegis
Lineage: Eukaryota; Metazoa; Mollusca; Gastropoda; Neomphalida; Peltospiridae
Product: acid-sensing ion channel 1-like
Exons: 4
Coding region: 1-1068 (355 amino acids)
Biological process (GO): sodium ion transmembrane transport
Cellular component (GO): membrane
Molecular function (GO): ligand-gated sodium channel activity
Source: RefSeq, a predicted model, not a curated record